This is a messenger RNA of Echinostoma caproni, 417 nucleotides long. NCBI's taxonomy places the organism in Eukaryota, Metazoa, Platyhelminthes, Trematoda, Plagiorchiida, Echinostomatidae. The record is from the annotation of a GenBank genome assembly.
AUGUACGCGCCAGCAGAGAUCGCCGAUGUCUUGGAUUUCGUAAUUCCAUGUUAUGCGGCCAGUCGUCCGACUCUAUCCGACAGUAACACCAUGCAGUCUUUUGUAUCCACUUUGAGAGCAGCCUCAUCGUUGGAUGUGAACAAAGCCAUGAUUGCGGAAACGACGAGAAUUUUACGCGAGAAAACGCCUAUUGGUUCAUACCAUUUGUUGUGGGAAAAUCGAACUGAAAUGGAUGAUUUUCUGCAUCAGACUGGCUACCAGCGUUUGUACUGUGGAAAUCAAUCGGAGGACAACCCGUGCGAUUGGACAAAGAUGAAACUGCCCGCUUCGGUUGCCGAGAACUUGUGUAUCUAUCGAUGGAUAAACACUAAAACGGUCACAUCUGUCGAGAAAGUUGAUGCACUUGCUGCUGUCUAA